Saccostrea cuccullata (small rock oyster) is the source of this 2259-nucleotide messenger RNA. RefSeq names its product kelch-like protein 24a. The record is from RefSeq and is a predicted model, not a curated record. The transcript has 2 exons. Lineage: Eukaryota; Metazoa; Mollusca; Bivalvia; Ostreida; Ostreidae. Gene Ontology annotation, molecular function: protein binding. Bases 213 to 1949 code for a protein of 578 amino acids.
GUUAUUUAUCAGCUCCGGACAAUACAAUAGCCAUCGGAUUAUUGACCGUAACACGGUUACGCUAAGUUACGUCACCUAGGGAUAUACGAUUUAACGUGUUUGGACGCAGAUCGAUUUGAUCAACAGACGAAGCAUAUGUUCGUGCAACCCUACACAGAUGACCAACUGAGGAACAUUAAAACUCUCCCAAGAGCUAGAUGCACAACUAGGGAAUGAAAAUGGAGGAAGAAUCUUCAUCUGUUUCCAGUUGUUUGCUGGAGGGACUUCGUAAAAUGUACAAAUCUCAGCGGUUCACUGACGUCAUCAUCAACGUCGAGAACCAGUCUUUUCGGUGUCAUCGGGUCAUACUGUCGUCUGUUUCUCCGUACUUCGACGCCAUGUUUUCUUCUGGCAUGAAAGAAUCCAACUCCAUGGAAAUAAGUCUUCAUAAAACCAGCUCGAAAUUAUUUCAUGACAUUCUUCAGUAUGUGUAUUUGGGGAAAGACAUCGUAAAGUCUGAUACGGUUGGGGAUCUUCUGCAGAUUUCCUCGAUGCUUCAAAUCACGUGUUUGCAGAUCAAAUGUGAAGAUUACAUUACGAGAAACAUAGACGUUCACAACUGCAUAGGAGUCUGGAAACUAGGGAAAUCACAUAAUAUUGAAAAACUAGUAGACAAUAGCCAUCCAUUUAUUUUGAACAACUUCGAAGACGUUUGGGAAAGCAACGACUUUUUGAAACUUGAAAAGGACGAAUUGGAAAACCUUAUUCGUGACGAAAGGCUAAAUGUCUCUGGCGAAGAGGUCGUCUGCAAGGCCCUUUUUAACUGGAUAGCAGCAGACGAGGCUCGAAGGAAAAUAGCAUUUCCGGAGCUCUUUGAACAUAUUCGACUCACCUCAAUCAAUCUUGAAUUCUUACUGGAUCAAGUUGAUCAGCAUCAUAUGGUUCUUGAACACAGUGCUUGUCGAACAGCGGUGAAAAAUGCCAUCAAAUAUCAUGCAUUGCCGUCAAGGCGCCAAGAGCUGACUUGGGACGAGAAACCUUAUCGGAUCAACACAGAACAGGAACAGAUUCUGGCAAUUGUGGGGAAACGCCUUUCAGGCAAUGACACGAUUGUCACAGAAUUUGUUGGAUACAGUUUUGCAAACAAAAAAUGGGUUGCACUUCAACCUAUCGUUGCCGACAUUGGAGAAGACUUUGCAGUUUGCUCUUAUGGUCAUGACAUCUUCAUUACCGGCGGAACAACGAAUAUGACGAGUUGUAUAAGAUAUUCUGCAAAAUUGUCGCAGUGGCGGGAAAGAUCUUCUAUGCAAUAUGGUCGAUACAGACAUUCAAUGGUGGCAAUGUCGGACUCGUUGUUUGUCUUUGGUGGUUACAACUUUGGAACCUUAAACAGCGUCGAACAAUAUGACAUGGGAACUGAAGCAUGGAAACAAGUUGGGGAACUACAUUUUGGAGUAGACAGUAGCUCUGCAGCGGUGAUAGGCGAAAAUGUCUACAUCUUUGGGGGUAGUCUUGGCUUUACCGAGGAAACCGCGGGAAUACAGUGCUUUAACACCAAGACUUACACGUGCUCAUUGAUUGCUAACCUUCCAACACCACCUAAAUUCAGCAGUGCUAUAAAAUUUGCCGACGUUGUAUAUGUCGUCUGCGAUAAUGGAGAGGUGAUAUCUUUCAGUGCUAAUGAAGGGCAUCGAGUAACUCAUAGGAUCAAGAAGUUCUCGAGGAAGAACUUCGGGCUCUUCAUCGAUAAAGGAACACCAUGUAUCAUUGGAGGGAACCAGAACGUGUUUUCUGACGAAGAUAAACUUUGUUCUGACGUGAUCAAGAUCGCGGAAGAGCCCAGCACACAUGAUAGCCUUGAACUCCCAUUUCCAAUGGAGGUUAUCAACUGUGUGCGAACUGUUGUUGCGAGGAAGUAUCCUCUUUUGGAAUGUCGGUCCUUAAUCCGAGAAUUUGUAGACGUGGACUGAUCUUUGCGAAAGAUUGUCCACACAAAUCACUGAAAACAGACUGCGUCCCUUAUAGCUCAGAAGAAUGCAUAAAAUUGUCCCAUUGUCUAUAUUUCCUCCAACAACAAUUGACAUUUAUUUUCAAUGGUGUAUACUAGUUAAUAAUCAUAACUAUUUAUUUAUUUUAAAAAGUAUUUAUUUAUUUGUGUGCAGCACCGUUGUGAUCUAAGUUCUGUUUUGUAAAUCGCUCAUACUUUUGAUUUAAUCCACGGACACCUCACUUAUGGAUGGUCUAACCCCCUCCCCCUCUUAUUUAAUAAAAUUCUCAAAG